Magallana angulata is the source of this 721-nucleotide messenger RNA. RefSeq lists its product as uncharacterized. Bases 73 to 630 code for a protein of 185 amino acids. The record is from RefSeq and is a predicted model, not a curated record. The transcript has 4 exons. Lineage: Eukaryota; Metazoa; Mollusca; Bivalvia; Ostreida; Ostreidae.
CAAAAACUUCACAGUCCUUUGUAUUUCGCCUUCUCUGUGUGCUACGUUGCCAAGCAUUAAAUUAUCUUUAAAAUGGGUUUCUUUUUGAUGGCCGUUACUUGUCUUAUUGCAACAGCAAGCGCCUUUCCAACAUAUGGCAGUGGAAGAGCAAAUAAUGGCAAUAAUGGCAACAACAAUGCAGCCAUUAACAUGCUGCCUGUGAAUCUGGGACUAAACACUGGAGCAGUGAAUACAAUGCCCGCUAAUAUGAAUGUAGCCGCCGUGAAUAUGAUGGCGACUAACAUGGGCAAUAACUUGGCAAUGCCAGGUAAUAUGGGACUGAACAACGCUUUAAACGUCAGACCAGGAAAUAUUGGUGUAAAUAUGAUGCCAGCCAAUAUUGGUAUCAAUAUGAACACAAUACCAGCUAACAUGAAUAAUGCUUUAAACAUGAUGAUGGCAGCUAAUAUGGGCAACAACAACAAUGGAGCCAUUAAUGCCAAUAUGAUGAACGCUGCGAACAUGAUGAUGGUGAAUGGCGUAAAUAAUGGAGCUAUGGGCAAUAUAAUGACCCCAAACAACAUUGGAAAUAUAAUGGGACUUAAUACCAAUGCUGGUAUGAAUAUGAAAUCCGCCUAUGCAACCUAUUAAACACAAUGCAGAGGUUAGUACCAUCAACGAAAGACCCCAAGGAGCUCGGUUUUAUUCUUCAUAGAUAAUAAAAAUACAUGGCAAUAUUAUA